Molecule: messenger RNA, 933 nt
Organism: Theileria equi strain WA
Lineage: Eukaryota; Apicomplexa; Aconoidasida; Piroplasmida; Theileriidae
Product: tRNA methyltransferase complex GCD14 subunit containing protein
Exons: 3
Coding region: 1-933 (310 amino acids)
Biological process (GO): tRNA methylation
Cellular component (GO): tRNA (m1A) methyltransferase complex; nucleus
Source: RefSeq, a predicted model, not a curated record
AUGAAGAUCAAACGCGGCGAUCUGGUGAUCAUUUUUGGAGGCCCUAACAAGAUAUACUUGGCUCAAGUGCCUAAGGAUGAGAAUGAGAUCCAAAAUAAACAGCUAGAGGCAAAUUUGGGAAACCAGAGGCUCAUUCACAAUAGGAAUGGAAUCUUUGAUCUUGCAACUUGCAUAGGAAAAGAGUAUGGACAAAAGAUAUUCUGGGACCCGGAUAAGAAGGGUCACUGGGUGGUAAUUCUCAAGCCAACUCCUGAACUAAUUACAAAGAGUAUCACUCAUCAUACACAAAUUCUUUAUCGUGCAGACAUAUCGCUAAUUUUGCUCCUUUUGGAUUUAUUACCUGGAAAACGAGUUGUAGAAUCAGGUACAGGAUCCGGUUCUCUGAGUUACAGCCUAGCUACUGCAAUCCUUCCGAAUGGUCACCUAUUCACAUUUGACUUUCACAGCAAGCGGAAGGACUACGCAGUUGAAUUAUUUGAAAAGGCUGGAUUAUCGCAUAUAGUUAGUGUAAAUGAGAGAGAUGCGUAUGAGAAAUCUGCAUUUUUAAUUGAAAAUAGCCAAGAUGGCCACGAUUUAAAAGAACAAACAAUAGAUGCAGUGUUUUUAGACCUUCCAUCUCCAUGGAAGGCCAUCUACAAUGUUAACCAGGUCAUAAAGCAUUUUGGAAGACUUGUAACAUUCACGCCGUGUAUUGAGCAGGCCCAGAAGAUGGUACAAACACUACAUGAACAUGAUUUCUCCGGGGUGCGAACGUUUGAGAUUCUUUGCAAGCCCUGGGGAAUUAAUCUUGACGCAGAUGUUUAUGAAAUGGAAGAGUACGAGGAUGCUGUAACCAUUGGUGCAGAUAAAGAAUUCGUAAACUACCAAUUACCCCAAUUAAAUCAUACUGGCUAUCUCACAGUUGCUACCGCAAAUCGCAUUGAUGGUUUUUGA